AUGAAUCAGCUAACACUCGUGUUUUGCCUGCUGCUUUGGUCUGAAGUAGAUGGAGCCUUCAGGGACUUUGUGGUGGAACCAGAGAUCGAUUCAGAAGAUAGCGAACUGGAAAAUAAUUUCCAGGACCGAGAGGGCGCUCUUGAUGAGAAUCUGCUCGUCUCGUUUCAGAGCGUAGAGCGUGAUGGCAUUGUCGAUACUCAACUGCUGUUGAAGGCUCUCAUGCAGCACGCCCAACGCCUGGGCCUGAGCUUGGAUGAAUUGGCAAGCAUGAGUUAUGGGGAGGAGGAAGACGAGGAAGCUGCCAACCAGCUGGAGUCUAUGUCCAGAAAUCAGGAUAUGAUGGGUUGUAAUUCCAGGGAUCAGGAAAUGUUUGAAUAUGCCGAUAGGCCCACAUGGCGAGAUGUUAUCUUCAACUGA
Drosophila persimilis is the source of this 417-nucleotide messenger RNA. RefSeq lists its product as uncharacterized. The record is from RefSeq and is a predicted model, not a curated record. Bases 1 to 417 code for a protein of 138 amino acids. NCBI's taxonomy places the organism in Eukaryota, Metazoa, Arthropoda, Insecta, Diptera, Drosophilidae. The transcript has 3 exons.